Messenger RNA from Botrytis byssoidea, 918 nucleotides. RefSeq lists its product as uncharacterized. The record is from RefSeq and is a predicted model, not a curated record. NCBI's taxonomy places the organism in Eukaryota, Fungi, Ascomycota, Leotiomycetes, Helotiales, Sclerotiniaceae. Bases 184 to 918 code for a protein of 244 amino acids. The transcript is spliced from 4 exons.
AUAGCCUGCAAAUUAACAUCGUGAUAGUAAUUGCUGGCGGCUAAAAGAUACUCAUAUCAGUCAUUCACAAUAAUAUCUUGUUUUUUAUCAUCGUAACUGGCUGAGGAGGCCGUUUGUGGUCCAUUAAUGAGCAUCUGACCGACAGCCUGCUACCAUCAUUUGUUUCCUCGAUCCUUUGGAACGAUGAAAAGCUAUCUUCCUCUCGAGCUGUGGAUAUUACUCGCUGAUCAGCGAUUACCAAAGAAGACUCUAACUACCUUAUGUUUGACAUCCAAGAAACUCAAUGAAGUUUUCAGACCUGCACUUUACCGUGAGAUUGUUUUACCAGAAUUUUCAGAUGUAUCUGGACAUCUGUCAAAUAAUGGACAAUUAUGGGGCAUCUCCCAACUUCCUGUUGAGACCCAUCUCCGUCACACACGUCGAUUAGACUCUGGUUUUGUCGUCUGGCGUACCCGGGCCACCCUUUCCAGGUGUUUAAACAGUAUGUCAAAUCUAGAAAGCUGUUCCAUUAGCACGAUUCCUGGCUUCGCAGCUUAUUUCCAUCUCAAUGAAAUCAGAGAUAUCUACAUCGAUCUAUGGAAGAAUUCACCCCACUUUCCGAGCUUUCAUGGGUGGCCAAAUCUUCCAGAUUUCAGAAACCUACAUAGUCUAGAUUUGAGAGGCCUGAAGGGUGACCUUGAGGUUCUGAGCACGAGUAUUGCCAAAAUUCUUUUCAACGAUGGUAUGCCUACCGUUACGGCACUCGGUCUCGAUUUAGACGACCUCCAGGGAGGCGAAACUACAAAUAACUUAUUCUUGGAUAUUUUUGCAGAAUUCGACAGAAGGAGACGAGCAAUUGGAAGGCCAGAUCUACGAUUGAACUUGCGAGAUCUCAUAUUGGGAAAAGGGAUGUACCAUCCGUCCGCUGGCAUGGACUAG